GUUAAGCGGCAAUUACAAAACGCCCAUUGCAGUACAAUCACCUCACUGACGCAGUUGCUCUCCGUUAUCUGAACUCGCCUUCUCCCUGAAACGAGACUAGGGUUAACAUCGGAGGUCUGCAGGGGCCAAAACUGACUCUCUCUGAAUAGGUGCAGAUAGCUAUGAGUUUGCAAUUUGACAUUGUUUAAAAAGAAUGCCUGGCAUAACUUUAGUUGCUCGAGAAACCAUGAAUUCUGUUUGCAAUUGCAGUUACUCCAGAGGUUCAGGUCAGAUGUGCCGCCAAGAACCUCAUAUUCAAUUGUCUCAGGAAGAGCAAAAUGCAGCUGAAGAAAGCCUUUCAGUUUACUGCAAGCCUGUUGAAUUAUACAACAUUCUUCAACGCCGGGCAAUAAAUAAUCCAUUAUUUCUUCAAAGAUGCUUGCGUUACAAAUUACAAGCAAAGAACAAACGAAGGAUUCAAAUAUCAGUAUCCAUAUCUGGAGCUAUUAAUGAUGGAAUGUAUGCUCAGAACCUUUUUCCAUUGUACGUGUUAUUGGCGAGGCCACUUUCUACCACAAACAUGGAGAUGCAGCAUUCAGCUGUUUAUCGCUUCAGUCAGGCUUGUAGAUUGACUGCUUUUAAUGGAGCCGAGACUCAGAGUGCUGCUCAUGCCAAAUUUCUUCUGCCAGAGAUUAGCAAAUUAUCAGCAGAGGUCAAAUCUGGCUCUCUUGCUAUGUUGUUGGUGAGCUGUGCUGCUAUCACAAAUUGUCAAGGAAUUGAUCUGACCAUGGACCACAUUUUUUCUGCUUCAUCAAUGUUUGAAGGUAACUGCUUGUUGGGGAAGAUCCCGAUGGAUUUACUUCAUCUGUCAUGGGAGAGAUCUCCAAACUUAAGUUUAGGGGGAAGAGCUGAGAUGAUGGCUAGUGUUAGCAUGCGUUACUGCGAUAUGAAGUUGAGUGGUUUGGAUGAGGAAAAAUGUAUAUCUUUUCGGUUUCAGUAUAAUUCAGAAGCUGUGAGUAUAUUGCAACAGGUACCAGUGAUGGUCUCUGCAGAGGAGCUUGGAGCAAAAGAUAUAUCGGCUUAUGAUUUGUAUUCAUACAGUGAUAUUCCUGAUAAUUCCCUGCCUCAUAUUGUGAGGUUGAGAGCUGGAAAUGUUGUUUUCAAGUACAAGUACUACAACGAUAUGCUGCAGAGGAGUGAAGUUACUGAAGAUUUUACAUGUCCAUUCUGCUUGGUGAGAUGUGCAAGUUAUACGGGUCUGAGAUUUCACUUGACUUCGUCGCAUGAUCUAUUUCGCUUUCAGUUCUGGGUAAAUGAAGAUUAUCAAGUCGUUAAUGUAUCCGUGAAGACUGAUAUAUGUAAUUCUGAGAUUGCUGCCGAUGGCGUUGAUCCUAGACAACAGACGUUUUCAUUUUGCCAUAAGCCCAAGAGACACCGGAAACCAAAGAACCUAACUCAAAAUGCAAAUCAUGUGCAUCCUUUUUUGUUGGAUUCAGAUGUCCCUGAGGGUGCAAAAUGUGAUACUUACAGUCCUAAUGCAACGAGUGUAUCAAUUGCUACUGGUGUUUCAUUUGCUGAACCUGAAUCUGGCCAAUCUGUACCUGGAAGCAACCUUGCACCUCCGGCUAUGCUGCAAUUUGCAAAGACAAGAAAGUUAUCUGUUGAACGAUCUGACCCUAGAAACCGCGCACUCCUGCAGAAGCGGCAGUUCUUUCACUCGCACAGAGCUCAGCCAAUGGCUUUGGAGCAAGUUUUCGCAGAGCAAGACAGUGAAGAUGAAGUUGAUGAUGAUGUUGCUGAUCUCGAAGACAGAAGGAUGCUUGACGACUUUGUCGAUGUUGCCAAAGAAGAGAAGCACAUGAUGCAUCUCUGGAACUCCUUUGUGAGAAAGCAGCGGGUGCUGGCAGAUGGCCAUAUUCCGUGGGCAUGCGAGGCAUUUUCGAAAUUGCAUGGAAAAAACUUUCUCCAGAACCCAAAACUGCUCUGGUGUUGGAAAUUAUUGAUUGUGAAACUCUGGAAUCAUGGUCUUGUGGACUCGAGAACCAUGAAUAAAUGUAACCAAAUACUUGACCACAUUCAUCCUACUACUACUACUACUACUACAAGAAGUCAAAUGUAAGUCAAGAUUUUGCUGCUCUACUCUCUUCCUGCUGCUACUUGUAUUCCUUUUGGUAACUUGAUGAUUAUGUCACCUGUAAACACCAUAAAUAAACAAUUAAAAAUAAAUUGGCACAUAAGAUAUCUUUAUGUUAUACUUGAGUGGUGUUUGUAAUUGCAUUGCAGCAGCUAAGCAAGCUAUCAUCAUUUAGUUUUGAUUGCAAUUA
This is a messenger RNA of Cynara cardunculus var. scolymus (artichoke), 2303 nucleotides long. Its product is annotated as polycomb group protein EMBRYONIC FLOWER 2-like. The transcript is spliced from 22 exons. The record is from RefSeq and is a predicted model, not a curated record. Lineage: Eukaryota; Viridiplantae; Streptophyta; Magnoliopsida; Asterales; Asteraceae. Gene Ontology annotation, cellular component: nucleus. Gene Ontology annotation, molecular function: chromatin DNA binding. Bases 194 to 2098 code for a protein of 634 amino acids.